Numida meleagris (helmeted guineafowl) is the source of this 8310-nucleotide messenger RNA. RefSeq names its product APC2, WNT signaling pathway regulator (gene APC2). The transcript is spliced from 12 exons. NCBI's taxonomy places the organism in Eukaryota, Metazoa, Chordata, Aves, Galliformes, Numididae. Gene Ontology annotation, biological process: nervous system development; cell fate specification; Wnt signaling pathway. The record is from RefSeq and is a predicted model, not a curated record. Gene Ontology annotation, molecular function: beta-catenin binding; microtubule binding; gamma-catenin binding. Bases 236 to 8137 code for a protein of 2633 amino acids. Gene Ontology annotation, cellular component: catenin complex; beta-catenin destruction complex; cytoplasmic microtubule.
UCAGGGACAAGGGCAGGGUCUCCCAAACGAGCGAGCGAUCCGUCCCUCCUAAUUAGUUCGGUGUUUUUGAAGCUUGGAGCUCUCCUUUUUGGUUGGUGACCACGCGUGGCACCCGCUUCAAGUGGGUUUGGCGGAUGAAUGACGUUCCGCAGUGCUUGCUGGAAAGGGGCGAGUGGUUCUGCUCUGUUCUUGGGGCGUUUCAGACUGCACCCGAAGAGACCCGGGGCUGCAGUGAAUGCGUCUUGUGGGGCAGGGACAGCCUUGGGUGGGCCCCAGCGUGCCCCAGCCGGCCGCUCCCCUGGGAUUCAGAAGAAUCUUUGUCUUAAAUUGGGGAUGCCAGAGGCUUUUAGCUGGGUGCUGCGUCAGCGUCGGCUUCAAUGGGUGCGUUGCAACUGGGGGCAGAGCGGGAGGAACCGUUCCCUCUGUGGCCCCGUCCUGCAGCGGGGGGCUGCCACAAACCUCUGCCAGCACCACGGGGACGGCGUGGGGACGCUCCCGUGCCAGCCGCCCUGGGGCUGGGCCCCUCCCUCUGUUUUCUGGGCCGUGUCAGCGCCCGUGCCCGCGGGUUUGUUCAAGCCGAGGACGGGCGGGUGCUGAUGGAGCAGCUCCAGGAGCGGGGCUGCAGACGCCAGCGGGGACUGCUCCGUUCCGGCCGCUGCUCCGCGCCGCAGCCGCUCCGCUUUGUCCUCUCCGCUUUGUCCUCUCCGCAGUAACGCGGAGCUCCCGGAUCUCGUCCCCUCGGGGAGCCCGGGGCGCCGAGGCGCUGGAGGAGCUGAAGAUGUCCGGGGCGGCCUCGUACGAGCAGCUGGUGCGGCAGGUGGAGGCACUGCGCAGGGAGAACAGCCACCUCCGGCGCGAGCUGCAGGACAACUCCCAGCACCUCUCCAAGCUGGAGAAUGAGACCUCAGACAUGAAGGAAGUGCUGAAGCACCUGCAGGGCAAGCUGGAGCAGGAGGCGCGGGUGAUGGUGUCCUCGGGGCAGACGGAGGUCCUGGAGCAGCUGAAAGCUCUGCAGAUGGAUGUCAGCAGCCUCUACAGCCUCAAGUUCCCGGAGGUGGCAGCGGGGGCCGGGGAGGACAGCCCGCAGCACGGCACAGCCCAUGGGGACAGCGCUGGGGACGGCGGCCGGGCCACGCUGCGGCUGCUGGAGGAGCUCGACCGGGAGAGGUGCUUCCUGCUAGGGGAGAUCGAGAAGGAGGAGAAGGAGAAGGUGUGGUACUACGCGCAGCUGCAGAGCCUGUCCAAGCGCCUGGAGGAGCUGCCCCACGUGGAGACGUUCUCCAUGCAGAUGGACCUCAUCCGGCAGCAGCUGCAGUUCGAGGCGCAGCACAUCCGCGCGCUGAUGGAGGAGCGCUUCGGGACAGCGGAUGAGAUGGUGCAGAGGGCCCAGAUCCGGGCGUCCCGGCUGGAGCAGAUCGACAAGGAGCUGAUGGAGGCACAGGACAAAGUGCAGCCGCCGGAGCCGCAGCUCUGCACAAAGCUGCCGGGCACAGAGGAGGACAUGGACGUCCCGACGCACCCCGAGGACGGGGGCAGCAGCAAGGUGGAGGUGGUCUUCUGGCUGCUGUCCAUGCUGGCCACGCGGGACAAGGACGACAUGUCGCGCACGCUGCUGGCCAUGUCCAGCUCGCAGGAGAGCUGCCUGGCCAUGCGCAAGUCGGGCUGCUUGCCGCUGCUCAUCCAGAUCCUGCACGACUCCGACCGCGAGCCGGGCCCCCCCGAGAGCCCCAGCGGCGCCAAGGACGCCCGCAUGCGCGCCAACGCCGCGCUGCACAACAUCGUCUUCUCGCAGCCCGACGAGGGGCAGGCCAAGAAGGAGAUGCGGGUGCUGCACGUGCUGGAGCAGAUCCGCUCCUACUCGGAGACCUGCUGGGACUGGCUGCAGAUGCAGAGCAGGGACGGGGGCAAAGGGCCCGAGGGCAGCGCGGCGCCGGUGCCCAUCGAGCCCCAGAUCUGCCAGGCCACCUGUGCCAUCAUGAAGCUCUCCUUUGAUGAGGAGUACCGGCGUGCCAUGAACGAGCUGGGUAAGGGGUGGGAUGGGGUGACAGCAGCAAGUGUUGGGGAGCAGCUGUGUGUGUGGGGAGGCCUGGCCGUGGUGACCCCAUCCCAUCCCGCAGGAGGGCUGCAGGCGGUGGCUGAGCUGCUGCAGGUGGACUACGAGAUGCACAAGAUGACGAGCGAUCCCCUGAACCUGGCGCUGCGGCGCUACGCGGGGAUGGCCCUCACCAACCUCACCUUUGGGGACGUGGUCAACAAGGUCUGUGGGGUCAGUGGGGUGGUGGGGAGCAGGGCCGGGGCAGCACGGGGCUCACCAUGCACAUGUCCCUGCAGGCAACGUUGUGCUCGCGCCGGGGCUGCAUGGAGGCCAUCGUGGCCCAGCUGGGCUCCGACAGCGAGGAGCUGCACCAGGUGGGUGCCAUCGGCGUGGAUGCAUGUGGGGAUGGUGUCUGUCAUGGGGACGGUGCCAUUCCCACGCACCCCGUGUGCUCUGCUCGCCCAGGUGGUCUCGAGCAUCCUGAGGAACCUGUCAUGGAGAGCCGACAUCAACAGCAAGAAGGUGCUGCGGGAGGUGGGCAGCGUGGCGGGGCUGACCCAGUGCGCACUUCACGCGGCCAAGGAGUCCACACUGAAGAGCGUCCUGAGCGCGCUUUGGAACCUGUCAGCACACAGCACAGAGAACAAAGCCGCCAUCUGCGGUGUGGAGGGAGCCCUGGGCUUCCUGGUGAGCACCCUGACCUACAAGUGCCAGAGCAACUCGCUGGCCAUCAUCGAGAGCGGCGGCGGCAUCCUGCGUAACGUCUCCAGCCUCAUCGCCACGCGCGAGGACUACAGGCAGGUGCUCCGGGACCACAACUGCCUGCAGACGCUGCUGCAGCACCUGCGCUCGCACAGCCUCACCAUCGUCAGCAACGCCUGCGGCACGCUCUGGAACCUGUCCGCCCGCAGUCCCCGCGACCAGGAGCUGCUCUGGGACCUGGGGGCGGUCAGCAUGCUGCGCAACCUCAUCCACUCCAAGCACAAGAUGAUCGCCAUGGGCAGCGCGGCCGCGCUCCGCAACCUGCUCACCAACCGACCCCCCAAGUACAAGGACGCGGCUGUUGUGUCACCGGGCUCCUGCAUGCCGUCCCUCUACAUGCGCAAGCAGAAGGCGCUGGAGGCCGAGCUGGAUGCCAAGCACCUGGCCGAGACCUUUGACACCAUGGAGAAGCAGAGCCUGAAGAGCCAGAGCGCCAAGAAACCGCUGCGGCACAUGGAGAGCCUGGUGAAGGACUACGCCUCCGACUCGGGCUGCUUCGAUGAUGAUGAGGUGCCCAACAUCUCCACCGGCGUGGAGACGGCCAGCGCCUCCGUGCUCUCCAUGUUCCUGGGCUCCUCCUUCCUGCAGGGCCAGGCACUGCCGCGGGCUCUGGCUCAGAGGCGGUGCCCGGAGCCGGAGAAGGACGAUGGCGGAAAGAUGGGAGAGCCCAAAAAGCCACCGCUGCCAGAGGAUGACGUCUCGCUGGCCGCCGAGAAGCUGGCCAACAAGAUCUCCAGCACGGUGGCCAAGAUCGACAAGCUGGUGGAGGACAUCUCCACCAUGCACACGUCCUCGGAUGACAGCUUCAGCCUCAGCUCCGAGGACCACGGGCUGGACUGGCAGUACGGCCCCGAGGAGCCGCCCGAGGUGCGCGCCCACUCCUGCUCCCCGUGCCGUCUCUCGGACACCGGCGGCUCCGCCAGGCGCGAGGGACUGAGCCGGGCGCGCGCGCUGCUGCGGCUGAAGACGGCGUACACCAGCCUGUCCACCGACAGCCUCAACAGCGGCAGCACCAGUGAUGGCUACUGCCCCAAGGAGCACAUGAAGCCCUGCACCAGGGCUCCCUUCCUCGACUACCGGGAUGAGCUGCAGCGCUACCAGAAGCGGCCCAGCAGGCUCGACCUCAAGAGCAUCCUGGGCACCAAGCCCGAGCCCACCGUGCUCAAGGCCGAGUCGGACAAACCAGAGCAGAGGGAGCCGCCCGAGCGGGGCAGGAAAGCGGUGACCUUCCCCAGUCCCAAAGCACUGGAGCCUGGGAGGAAGAAGGAGACGGGCGGCAAGCUCCCCACCGACCCCCAGGUGCACACCAUCAAGCUCUCGCCCUCGUACCAGCACGUGCCCCUUCUCGGGAGCCUGGCCAAGAGCAGCACAGCCAUCAGCCACCACCCCUCGCUGCUGGGAAGGAAGCAAGCCUGGCUGCCCCCGGGCCUCCUGCAAACAGCCGACACCCUCAGCAAGAUCCCCGAGAAGCUGCCAGCCCAGCCCCCGGCCGCGGCCGAGCAGGAGUCGGUGCAGAAGUACUCGGUGGAGGACACCCCCAUCUGCUUCUCCCGCUGCAGCUCCCUCUCCUCCCUCUCCUCGGCCGACAAUGUGCUGGACGGGCAGAGCCACAGCGAGAACGACCUGGACAGCGACUCCUCACUGGAGAUCCUGGAGAUGGACGAAGGGGAUGGGGAAGCUGAGGACGUGAGGCAGGAGAAGGAGAAGGCGGAGCCGGGUCCGACAACACCGGUGGGGAUCUCCCAGCCCAUCGCCAUCCCCUUCCCCAAACGUGACAAGCUCUUCCUGCGGGACGCGUCCCCCUCGCGCCAGGAGGACCACACGCCCUCCAGCUCCUCGGAGAACUACAUCCAGGAGACGCCGCUGGUGAUGAGCCGCUGCAGCUCCGUCAGCUCGCUGGGCAGCUUCGAGAGCCCGUCCAUCGCCAGCUCCAUCCAGAGCGACCCGUGCAGCGAGAUGAUCAGCGGCACCGUCAGCCCCAGCGAGCUGCCCGACAGCCCCGGGCAGACCAUGCCGCCCAGCCGCAGCAAGACGCCGCUCUUCGAGCUGGGCUGCCCGCCCGAGAAGGAGACCAGCCAGUUCAACAUCCAGUGGGAGAACAACGUCAAGAAGUUCAUGGAGAUCACCGACUUCAAGGAGCGCUUCCAGCUCCCCCAGGACCUGGACUCCAUGGUCUACUUCACGGUGGAGAAACCCAACGAGAACUUCUCGUGCGCCUCCAGCCUGAGCGCCCUGCCCCUACACGAGCACUACGUGCAGAAGGACGUGGAGCUGAAGCUGAUGCCCACCUUCCCCGAGAAGAACAGCCUGAACUUUGCGGCACAUGAGGAGCGGGAGGAGAGGGAGGAGCAGCUCCUGGAGGGCCGGCACCGGGCAGAGCCCAGCUCCGACGAUGACAUCGAGAUCCUGAAGGAGUGCAUCAGCUCGGCCAUGCCCUCACGCUUCCGCAAGGUGAAGAGCUCGCUGCUCUCGGGGCAGGUCCUGCACCCGCACACCAAGAAGCCGGUCCACGUCCCCGUCUACAUGCUGGUGCCCGCGCACGCUGCUGUCCCCAAGCACCUGCGUGCCACCGCCCGGGAGCUCUACAAGGACGAUGACUCCAUUACCGACUCGGCCGAGGGGACCCCCGUCAACUUCUCCAGUGCCGCCUCGCUGAGCGACGAGACCCUGCGCGGCCCCAAGGAGGAGGCUGAGCCCCCCCGGGGUGUGGGGAGGAGGCGGGAGGUGGGCGCUGCGGCAUCGCCAGCGAGGAGAUCUGCUCUGGGCAGCGCAGUGCCCACCCGGCCCAGCUCAGCCUGCAGGGGCAGGGUGGGCUCCAGCCGGGACAGUCCUGUGCCACCAGGCAGGAGUGCGGAGGGGAAGCGGGGACAGCCCGUGCCCGGCACGGAGCCAGAGGUGGGGAGGAGCGGGAGCCCCGGGACCCGGCCCUGCAGCCUGCCCAGGAGGAAGGACGGUGUGCGGGAGGACGGGGCGGCCUUCCAGUCGCUGUGCCACACCACGCCGACCGAGGAGGCCGUGUACUGCUUCUACGAGCACGACUCGGAUGAGCCUGGGGUGGGCAGGGAGGUGCCCGGCGGUGGAGCACAGCCUGGCCGGGCGCUGCGGAGGGAGCGCUGCGGGGGCUCCGUGCCCAGGAGGGAGCCCGAGACGAAGGGCAAAGCAAAGAGCAAGCUGCAGCACAACCUGAUUGCUGAUGAGACGCCGCCGUGCUACUCACUGAGCUCCUCCAUGAGCUCCCUGAGUGAUGGCAACCCUGGCGAGGGCGAGGAGCGUGGCUCGGCCCCCCGGCAGCGCGCAGCAGCAGGGCAGGCGCAGGGCCGCUCCCCCAGCCCCAACUCGGAGGAUGAUCUCCUGCAGAAGUGCAUCGGCUCCGCCAUGCCCAAGCGCCGGCGGCCCUCAAUGCGGCGGAGGACAGCGGAGAGGAAGCAGAAGCUGAAAGGCAGCACUGGGAGGGAGCGCGCGGCGGAGGGCAGGCAUCGCUCCGAGGAUGUGGGCUCUGACGGCGGCUCUGACCUGGACAGCGUGGAGUGGGAGGCCAUCCAGGAGGGAGCCAACUCCAUCGUCACCUGGCUGCACCAGGCUGCGGCGUCACUGUCGCGGGAGCCCUCCUCCGAGUCCGACUCCAUCCUCUCCUUCGUCUCAGGGCUCUCGGUCGGCUCCACUCUGCAGCUCUCCCUGGACAGGACAGAGAAGAAGCGCUCUGGGAGCGCGGCCGGGCGGGAGGCAGAGAGGAGGGAGCGUGCCAAGAGCCGUCCAGAGGGGAAGAAGGCACCGAGCGCCCGUCCUGCGGGCAAUACGAGGGCGGAGAGGAGCCCAGCACCGAGCAAGCCCGUGCCCAACCUGCCGGUGGUGUUCCGCGGCAGAACCGUCAUCUACAUGCCCAGCCUGGCCAAGGACGCGCCCAGCCCACGCUCCACCCCAAAGAAAUCCCCCGUGGCCAAGCCCCCGGCGCCCAAGAACCUGUCGCUGAGCCAGCAGCGUUCCCGCAGCCUGCACCGCCUGGGGAAGCCGCCCGAGGGGGGGGACCUGGCGCUGCCCAAGCGCAGCACCACGCCACCUGCCCGCAUCGCCAAGGGGCCACCGUCCUCGGGCUCAUCCCGCACCUCCACCCCCUCGCAGCACGUGCCCAAGAAGCUGCCGUCGCCCUCGCAGCUCUCCAAGCAGAGCCCUGUGCAGACGGGCAAGGCGACCAGCCCCCCCUCCCCUCCCGGCCCCCCCACCAAGCCCACGGCCCCCAGGUCCCCGGCCCCCCGGCAGCACAAGACACAGAAGUCACCCGUCCGCAUCCCUUUCAUGCAGAAGCCCAGCAGGAAGGUGCUGCCGGUGCGCGCGGCCAUGCCGGUGCUGGAGGAGCAGGAGGGCAGCGGCAAGGCCAAGGGCAGCACGCCGGGGGGGGCAGGGAGCAGCCGGCUCAACCUGGUGCGGAUGUCGUCCACUCGCUCCAGCGGCAGCGACUCGGACCGCUCGGGUUUCCUGCGGCAGCUCACCUUCAUCAAGGAGUCGUCCAGCCUGCUGCUGCGGCACCGCGCCGAGCUCGCCCCGGCCACCUCGGUCACCUCACUGCCCCGCGGAGCGUCCCCGCAGCGCAGCCGGGCCGCCCUCCCCACCGUCUUCCUCUGCUCGUCCCGCUGCGAGGAGCUGAAAGCGGCCAAACCCGCAGCACCCGCACCGCGUCCGCUCGUCCCCAGGGCGCAGCCUGGCUGCAAGACCCCCGCUGCAUCCAAGCCCCCGCGCAGGACCAGCUCCGAGAGCCCGUCCCGGCUGCCGGUGAAGACGGCCGUCCCAGAGCCCUUCAAGCGCUACUCGUCGUCGCCCAACAUCAGCGUGCCGCGCCGCACCGGCAGCCCCUCCUCCGUCCUCUCCGCCUGCUCCGAGGCGUCGGCGCGGCGGCGGAAGCCUGGCGAGGCGACGGAGGAGAAACCGCCGAUGGCGAUGAUGAAGGGCACGUGGCGGCGCAUCCGCGACGAGGACAUCCCGCACAUCCUGCAGAGCACGCUGCCCUCCACCGCGCUGCCGCUGCUGAGCGCCGCCGAGGAGCCGUCCCCCGGCCCCAGGAAGACCAGCGACGCCGUGGUGCAGACCGAGGACUUCGCCACCACCAAGACCAACUCCAGCACCUCGCCCACCAUGGAGAGCCCCCGACGCGACGGUGAAGCCCCGGCGCCCGCCAAGACCACUCUGCCCAUCUCCUUCGGGCACGAGGCGCCGGCCGGGGCCUUCCCCGCCAGCCGGCACAGCUCCCCGAGCCGCGCCGCCCGCGUCACCCCCUUCAACUACGUCCCCAGCCCCAUGGCGGUGCCGGCAGUGGCCGACAAAGCAGUGGAGAAAAUCCAGGCGUGAGCGGCUGCCGCGGACGGACCCCGCCGGACACCUCCUGCCCGCGGGGACGGAGACGUGGGACAGCCGGGACCCCUCCCCAGCCCAGGCGGGGUUUAUUCCAAUGCAGCUCCAAAGGUUCCCGUGCUGAAGACCAGGCGAAGCCCCAUGGGUGGGGGCCGAUCCCUGCAGCCAAG